Molecule: messenger RNA, 1533 nt
Organism: Gilbertella persicaria
Lineage: Eukaryota; Fungi; Mucoromycota; Mucoromycetes; Mucorales; Choanephoraceae
Product: phosphoribosyltransferase-like protein
Exons: 7
Coding region: 1-1533 (510 amino acids)
Biological process (GO): purine nucleobase biosynthetic process; purine nucleotide biosynthetic process
Cellular component (GO): cytoplasm
Molecular function (GO): amidophosphoribosyltransferase activity
Source: RefSeq, a predicted model, not a curated record
AUGUGUGGAAUUUCAGCCUUGAUUUUAGCUGACCAGAGUGCAUCUGCCUGUCCAGACCUUUUUGAAAGUUUAGGACUUUUACAACACCGAGGACAGGAUGCUGCAGGUAUUGUUACUUCGGGUCCAAAAGGCCGCUUGUAUCAAUGCAAGGGUAAUGGCAUGGUGAGAGACGUAUUUGAGGAAUCCCAACUUGCUCGACUCAUAGGUAGUCUUGGUAUUGGCCAUGUCCGAUACCCCACUGCUGGAUCUUCAUCUACUUCUGAAGCACAGCCAUUUUAUGUCAAUUCACCUUAUGGCAUCACAUUUGCGCAUAACGGAAAUUUAACAAAUGCUGAUGAACUUCGCAUGUAUUUAGAUAAAGUUGCUCAUCGUCACAUCAAUACUGAUUCUGACUCUGAAUUACUUUUAAACAUCUUGGCGGAUAACCUACAAAAGACGGGAAAAGCCAGAGUGAAUGAAGAAGAUAUCUUUGCAGCCAUCAAACAAUUACACCAACAAUGUCGAGGUGGUUAUGCCUGUGUAGCCAUGAUUGCUGGCUAUGGUAUUAUUGGCAUCAGAGAUCCCCAUGGUAUUCGUCCUUUGAUUAUGGGUAGCAGAAAAAACCCUGCAGGAUAUGAUUAUAUGUUUGCUUCUGAAAGUGUUGUCUUGGAAGCACUUGGUUUUACUAAUUUCGAAGAUGUGAAGCCUGGUGAAGCUAUCAUUAUCACUCAAGGCGGCCAUAUUUCUCGUUGUCAAUUGAUUGAAGGUCAAAAGAUCUCGCCUUGUAUCUUUGAAUAUGUCUAUUUUGCUCGUCAAGAUAGUAUCAUGGAUGGUAUUUCUGUCUACAAAGCACGCUUGAGUAUGGGUGAGGCACUUGCUGAUCAAGUUACCCGCUCUUUUGGCAAAGAUAUGGAUAUUGAUGUAGUCAUUCCUGUACCUGAUACAAGUCGGGUUGCAGCACUGCAGCUCUCUAAAAAAUUAAAUAUUGCUUAUCGUGAAGGUUUCAAUAAGAAUAGAUACGUUGGACGUACCUUUAUCAUGCCUGGUCAACAAACAAGACGCAAAAAUGUUCGUCGUAAACUGAAUGCAAUGGCUUUAGAAUUCCAAGACAAAAACGUCUUACUUGUAGAUGACUCCAUUGUAAGAGGAACAACAUCAAAAGAAAUCAUUCAAAUGGCUCGUGAAGCUGGAGCCAAAAAAGUAUACUUUGCUUCUUGUGCACCACCUAUUCGUUUCCCUAACGUCUAUGGUAUCGAUAUGCCUACACGUCACGAACUUGUUGCUCACGAAAGAAGCGAACAAGAAGUAGCAGAAGUGAUUGGUGCUGAUAAAGUAAUUUAUCAAGACUUGGAUGAUUUGGUUCAGUCUGUGCGUCGUUUUAAUCCUUCCAUCGAAACAUUUGACACUUCUGUAUUUGAUAAGUGCUACAUUACUGGUGAUAUUGAUGAGAAAUAUAUGGCACACCUAGAAGGAAUUCGUAAUGAUGAUAAUCAGUCCCGUUUAAGUAUGGACAGUGAUUGCGUUGGUCUUUACAACAGCUUUCAAGGUAAAUAA